AUGUGGAGCAGUGAAGAUGCUCGUUUAGUAAUGGAAACUAUUCGAAAUGAAGAAGAAAGUGAACCUUUUAGUGAUGAAUUAGCAGCUGCAAUGAAAAGACUUUGGGCAGAUCCAGCAUUAAAUACCCAAACAUAUUCUAAACGUUUAGAAUUUCAUUUACACGAUUCUGCUAAACAUUUUUUGGAUAGUUUGGACAGAGUUAGCAAUCCAAGUUAUAGACCUUCUAGACAAGAUAUACUUUUAACCAGAAUUAAAACUACUGGAAUUGUGGAAAUAUCUUUUUUAAUUAAAGGUGUUAAAUUUAGGGUUUUUGAUGUUGGAGGUCAGCGUUCUGAACGAAAAAAGUGGAUACAUUGUUUUGAAGAUGUUAAUGCUGUUAUUUUUAUGGCAGCAGUUUCUGAAUAUGAUGAAGUUUUAUUUGAAGAUGAGACAACUAAUCGAAUGAUUGAAAGUAUGAGAUUAUUUGAAAGUAUUUGUAAUUCUCGUUGGUUUCUACAAACUUCAAUUAUUUUAUUCCUCAACAAAAGGGAUAUUUUUGCUGAAAAGAUUACUUUUGUUUCUAUUCGAGUUUGCUUCAAGGAUUAUGAUGGUCCACAAACCUACGACGACUCAAUCAACUUUAUCCGAAGAAAAUUUGAAGCUUUAAACGCAAAUCCAAGAAAAACAAUUUAUGUACACCAAACAUGUGCUACAGACACAGAUCAAAUUCAGCUAAUUCUUGAUUCAGUUAUUUCUAUGAUAAUACAAACAAAUUUGCAUAAAUCUGGCCUAUAUUGA
Messenger RNA from Meloidogyne enterolobii, 777 nucleotides. The record is from the annotation of a GenBank genome assembly. Lineage: Eukaryota; Metazoa; Nematoda; Chromadorea; Rhabditida; Meloidogynidae.